CCCGCCAGCUGUGAGGCGCUUGAGUGCGGCAAGCGCGGCCUGAGGCGAAGCGCCUCUGCUCUGGCCCUGUCCCCGGCUCCCUCAUCGCCGUCGCCAGCGGCGCGAACCCGAGAGCGUGGCGCGGGCUGGGCCAGCUGUUGAGUGGAAUGUCAUGGCCAGCUCCUCGGACAGUGAAGAUGACAGUUUCAUGGCCGUGGACCAAGAAGAAACUGUGCUGGAAGGGACAAUGGAGCAAGAUGAGGAGCCCCACCCAGUACUGGAGGUUGAAGAGACCAGACAUAAUAGGCCCAUGUCUGAGCUGCCAGAGGAGGUUUUGGAGUAUAUCCUGUCCUUUCUUUCACCAUACCAGGAACACAAAACUGCAGCCCUUGUCUGCAAACAGUGGUAUCGACUUAUCAAAGGUGUAGCCCACCAGUGUUAUCAUGGUUUCAUAAAGGCUGUCCAGGAAGGAAACAUUCAGUGGGAGAGUCGGACUUACCCUUAUCCUGGAACCCCGAUCACUCAACGGUUCUCACACAGUGCAUGCUAUUACGAUGCUAAUCAAUCUAUGUACGUGUUUGGAGGCUGUACCCAGAGCAGCUGCAAUGCUGCUUUUAAUGACCUCUGGAGACUUGACCUAAAUAGCAAAGAGUGGAUCCGACCUUUGGCUUCAGGGUCCUAUCCUUCCCCUAAAGCUGGGGCAACUCUGGUCGUGUACAAGGACCUGCUGGUGCUGUUUGGUGGCUGGACGCGGCCAAGCCCUUAUCCCCUACACCAACCAGAGAGAUUCUUUGAUGAAAUACAUACUUACUCACCCUCUAAAAACUGGUGGAACUGCAUUGUGACGACCCACGGGCCACCUCCCAUGGCUGGCCAUUCCUCCUGUGUGAUAGAUGAUAAAAUGAUUGUCUUUGGUGGCUCCUUAGGAUCCCGGCAAAUGAGCAACGAUGUCUGGGUCCUUGACCUCGAGCAGUGGGCGUGGUCCAAGCCGAACAUCUCCGGCCCCAGUCCUCAUCCUCGAGGUGGCCAAUCUCAGAUUGUCAUAGAUGAUGCAACUAUCUUAAUCCUUGGAGGGUGUGGCGGUCCCAACGCUCUCUUCAAGGAUGCUUGGUUGUUGCACAUGCAUUCAGGCCCCUGGGCCUGGCAGCCACUCAAGGUAGAAAAUGAAGAUCAUGGGGCUCCAGAACUGUGGUGCCAUCCAGCUUGCCGGGUGGGGCAGUGUGUGGUGGUCUUCAGUCAGGCUCCUAGCGGGAGAGCCCCACUCAGCCCAAGUUUGAACUCUCGCCCAUCACCUAUCAGCGCCACUCCUCCAGCCCUGGUUCCCGAAACCCGAGAGUACCGCUCUCAGUCUCCAGUAAGGAGUAUGGAUGAAGCUCCUUGUGUUAACGGCCGCUGGGGAACACUGAGGCCCAGAGCUCAAAGGCAGACCCCCUCAAGUUCCCGGGAAGGGAGCCUGUCCCCAGCCAGAGGAGAUGGCUCCCCCAUCCUCAAUGGUGGGAAUUUGUCUCCAGGAACAGCAGUGAUUGGUGGCUCUUCCUUGGACAGCCCUGUGCAGGCCGUGUCUCCUAGCACUCCAUCUACCACUGACGGAUAUGACCUCAAAAUGGGACUUUCUUUGGCCCCCCGACGAGGGUCACUACCAGAUCAGAAAGAUCUGAGGUUAGGAUCAAUAGAUCUGAAUUGGGAUCUGAAACCCACUUCGAGUAGCAAUCAUAUGGAUGGUGUGGACAACAGGACAGUUGGGGGAAGCACGAGACACCCUCCCGAACAGACGAAUGGUGUGCAUACCCCACCACACGUGGCCAGCGCCCUUGCAGGGGCUGUCUCCCCAGGUGCCCUGCGUCGGAGCCUAGAAGCCAUCAAAGCAAUGUCAUCCAGAGGCCCCUCAGCGUCCACAGCACUCAGUCCUCCUCUGGGGUCUUCUCCAGGCUCCCCCGGAAGCCAGAACCCGAGCAGUGGAGAAACAGUGCCCGUCCCUCGCCCAGGGCCUGCCCAAGGGGAUGGGCAUUCCUUACCUCCCAUUGCCCGCCGCCUGGGCCACCACCCUCCGCAGUCCCUGAAUGUGGGCAAACCUUUGUACCAGAGUAUGAACUGCAAGCCCAUGCAGAUGUACGUGCUAGACAUUAAAGACACCAAGGAGAAGGGGCGGGUCAAAUGGAAAGUAUUUAAUAGCAGUUCUGUGGUCGGACCUCCUGAAACCAGCCUGCACACAGUGGUACAAGGCAGGGGCGAACUCAUCAUAUUUGGAGGACUCAUGGACAAGAAACAGAAUGUGAAGUACUAUCCAAAAACAAACGCCUUGUACUUUGUGCGAGCAAAGAGAUAAUAUGUUCUAAACCCCCUUCCCUUUCUGUGGCUUUUAAUUUUCCAGUGUGCAAGCAUUUGGACUGCGAGUUGGGAAAACAAAGGACAGAAUUACCCCAUAAACCAAACCCCCAGUUCCCAGCCUCACUCACUGCAGGCUGGGGUCAAACCUCCAUUACGAAAAAAAUUAUAUAUAAAUAUAUAAAUAUAUAUUAUAUAGCCAACUGUGUUUACAGAGAGGGAGAGGUCUCCGUCCUGGUUCAGAUCAAAUUGUUGCUGUGUUUUAGCAGAGGCUCGGCUGCCUUUUUCUACAUUGCUGGUAACUAGACCAAGAAUUUAGGGAACAGACUAAUGUCAGAACGUGACCUAAGGCAACUGAAGAGCCCCCAUAAGUCCUUACGUGGCCUUCUUGGAGUUAGAGAAAGAGCGUGUGUAAGGUGCACAGGUGGAGGCUCCAGACCCACGAGCUCCAGGAGCUGGCAGGGGCAAAGGAGCCUGUAGAGAACUGUUCCUCCCUUCCCUUGAAAAGCACAGAGGACCCGAGCGGUAAUGCCCUCUGCCUGGCCCCGUUCUGCCCUCGUGACUGAGGAAGGUUACCCAGCCGGGAAUUCUUUUCCACGUGUGUGUGCCAGGAUCACCGUGAGACGAUGUUUAUGCAGACACGCCUGUCUACCUCGUGUCCACUGGUCUUUUGCGUGCUCCCUCUGUGUCUCAGAAAAAACAUUUUGGUGUCUGAUUUUGGAAUUUUCUGACAAUCGUAUUUGAUUGCAAGUUGCCAAAAACCACAUUUGUUCCCUUAAAACUUGAUCCUCAGAGGCUGCCUUUUUCUUUUCUUUUUUUUGGGGGGGGGGGCAUAUGUGGAUUUUUUUUUUUUUUAAGCCCUAAAAGCUUUCUCAUUUUCUGUUUCUCUUACAAAGCUAAGGUGCCCAGGGAAAUCUCUUAGAGAUAUUUCUUUUCUGGAACCCUUUCUCUGGGAUCACUUAGGAGGCUGGUAGGGAAUUCCAAGAUGCCAGUAUCAUGAGAAAUCCUUGAAGCAUCAAAAAAUACCGUUUUUUCCCUUUGGGGCUUGUUUUUACUUCCAGAGCACAUGGGGCCCACCCGUCCAUAUUCAUGCAAUGUGGAAAUUGAUCCUGGAAGGAAAUCCUAGUGAUAGCUCCUUCUAGAAAUGAUUUUUGCCCUUGUCGUGACAUGCGUUUUUCUGCCUGGCUGUUGAGUGGUGGUUGGGUUGAGCAUCGUGUGCUUAGCGUCUUUGCAAGGCUGACCUCGGGAGCAGCCCCUCCUUUGUGAUUGUGCUGUUCACGUAUGACACAAAUAAGGUUUGGGUUUUUAUUUCACGCCAUUUCUGAGAUAAAGUGCAACCAACUGGAGCAUGUCUUUGGUUGACAUAGGAAGUUACAAGUUUACCAAUCUUCUUGGAAGUUACCAGUCUCUAAACCAUGGGCGUAGGAGGACGUAGGAGAUGUUAGAAUAAAGUCAAAUGUCACCACUUAAAUGUGGAUUCUUGGUGAUUUCUCAUCAGUGCAAAGAGGAUUUUUACUUUGCCCUUAGGAUUUGAAUUUCAAAACAUUGCAUUUCCCAUCUUUCACACUCCCCUUUUUCUUGUUCGCAUUUCCCAAGCACAAGCCUGCUACAGCUGGCCCUGGGUCCUGGCUCUCGGCCAGCACUUAGCAGUCUGUCCGAUAAGUGUGUUUUCUCCUAUUACAUCAUGUUGAAUUCUUUCCCCUGGCCAUUAGCUUUUACACUGUGGUCUCGGUGGGAAAGCCCCUGUGGUGCCAAGCGCAGGAAGGGGCCAGCUCGCAGGGAGAGGUCUGUGUUCCAGAAACUGUUCCAUGUGCUCCCUUAGAUGAGGAAACCACCAAGCCUACUUGCUGUGGUGUGCACCUACUCACAGCUCAGCGCUUAGCUUUCCAGACUCCUCGCUCUUGGGCUGUUGCCGGUCCUUCUUUGGCAAAGACUGUUAGACCACGUGGGGUCCUUAUUCACAAGAUCAAGCAGCCUGUGAGAUUAGAUACUACACUGUUGCCAUUGCUGAACCUUGUUUAUGACGUUGCACUUGCGCAUGGACAGCAUCUCCUAACUCAGUUCCUAUUGAAAUAUAAGGUAUUUGGAAGCCUGAAAGUUCAGACUCUCAACUUGGUGAUCAUUCCCUUUGUCCUGUGGCCUCCCUAAGCCAGCUGUUAGCUUGUGGAUUCCCUCCGUUUUCCCCAAACAGGGAGGCCGUGGAGAUGAUGAUGCUCUUAGAAAGUAACCAGCUCCUCGGCACUCCGUGGCAUCCAGUAUUGUCUACACCGCUCCGAACCAGGCUGUUGACAGCUCCUUAAGAAAAAUCUGCCUCAUCCGCACCCGGUGGUGUUGGUCUCGGUGGCUCCUGGGCACUGUGGGCAGAUACCUUAGGAGAGCGACUCGACACAGUCAAGGCGAUUGUGUCCUCAGGCCCUUGUGAAGCCGCACGCGCGCGCGCUGGGACUCCAGGCGUCUCGGCUGCGGAGAGCAUUCUGCCAGCCCCCCGGGGGUGCUUCCGCCAGGUCACGUCUAACCACAACUCUGGUUUUUGACAUGACGCCAGUUUUGUCUUAAAAUUCACUGAGAAAAAGGAGACGAUUUCUUAAGCCUUCAGGACCACCUAAAUUAGCAACUAUUUAUCAGUAUUUAAGUAUUUAAAAUACAUUUUGUUUCUACUUGAAGCUUUAACCCCUUCCAUUCCUGCAAGUGUGCCUUUGUGAGCCCCAUGUCCUGUCCGCUUCAUCGGCCACCCUGCUGAGACUCUCACGUGAGAGUCUUGGUGUCUUCCUUUCCUCUUGGACGGAGCUUCCCUUUCCUCACUUUACAGGCUGGGCAGCAGAGAGGGUUCUGUGUUUGCGUUCACAUUUCUACUAACGUGGAUGGUGGGCUGCAUAAACACCCCUUCAUCCCCCCCAAAUAGUAUAUUUUAGGAGCACAAAUGAGGUGUUGAAACAAGCUUAAAUUUAGUUGUAAUACUAGGCUCACUCUCCUUCCGGCCUUCUACGGAUUGAUCUGAUUUUAAUGUUUGAGUUCUGUAUCAAGAGCUAAAACCAUGAACUAUCCUAGGAACUGUGUUGGAACUCUUUAGAGAAAAGAAGAAGAGGAGGAUGAAAGAAAACCAGCUUGAGAAGUCUUGACUUUGGAGAACAGAAAGCCACCAGCUGUUGGAGAACAGAGGGAUACUUCCUGUCCUCUGACUUUAUCUUUCUGUUUCCGUCUGCUUUGCUCUUUCCUUCCCCGUAAAAGUGAUGUUCCUGGUGGGUUUGUCCGUCUGUCCUUGUCCUUGUGGUGAUCCUGGCAUGGUGAUGUGCUCUGCUUUGCGUUGUCUGUGCUCUCUUACCAGUGCACGAGUCAGUGGGGAGGAUCUGAAUACCCCCAGGGGCAAGGAAGCCGAACUCUGAGGCCUGCAUCCCGUGCAGCCUCCCCGCGAAGUGCAGAAGGCAUGUUCUGCACGGUCAGCAGUAAGUGGCUCCCUCUCACUCUGUCCCUUGUCAAAUGAGAGCAACCCCUAGGUGUUAACUCCACCCCUGCUCUCUUUCCUUCGCUCUGCUCCCCUCCCGCCAACCAGGGUACAUGUCAGCGCACACCCAUCGUGCCCUGGCGAAGCUGGUGCUGUGAGUGAGGUUUCCCUGCAACUCAGGGGUCCCAGGUGGCUUCCCCUGAGAUGGUCAUCUUAGGCACGUAACAGUGUAGGAAUGAAAAGUGGACUUCACUAAUAUCUAAAUCUCUGUCUGUUUCACUUUUUGUUAAGGUUUUCCCUGAUGACUUUUUAGCAAUUUAACAAAUAAAACAAAAUGGACAGAA
Molecule: messenger RNA, 6090 nt
Organism: Felis catus (domestic cat)
Lineage: Eukaryota; Metazoa; Chordata; Mammalia; Carnivora; Felidae
Gene: FBXO42
Product: F-box protein 42
Exons: 10
Coding region: 152-2305 (717 amino acids)
Molecular function (GO): protein binding
Source: RefSeq, a predicted model, not a curated record